Acanthosepion pharaonis is the source of this 549-nucleotide messenger RNA. The record is from the annotation of a GenBank genome assembly. NCBI's taxonomy places the organism in Eukaryota, Metazoa, Mollusca, Cephalopoda, Sepiida, Sepiidae.
AUGAUCACGCUGAGGGCCAAGAUUCGUGUCUCUCCCCUCUCUAUCUCCUGUUCAUUCUCUCCGUCUAUAUUCUUAUGUGAAUAUCUCUCCUCUGUUUCUCCCUUUCUCUCCUCAACUCUCUCUUUCUACUGUUCAGUCUCCUCUCAGUUUAUUUCUAUUCCUAUCUCCAGUUCUACACCCCUCUCUCUCUCUCUCUCUCUCUCUCUCUCUUCCUUUCUUACCUCUGUUUCUCUCUUUCCCUCUCUCUUCCUUCAUUUAUCUUCUUUCUCCUUCAUCUCUAUGUCCAUUUCUAACCAUAUCUCUCACUCUUUCUCCAUUUUUUCUUACCUCUGUUUCUCCCUCUUACUUUCUUCCCAUCUCACCCGUUUCUCCCACUCUGUACAUUCAUAUCUCCCUCUCUCCUUCUACUCGUCUUCCUUAUCUAUGUUUCUCGCUUUCUCCGUCUCUAUCCUUCUCUCUCGCUAUUUCCGCUUAUCUCUUCCCCCCCGCCUUCUAUUUCUGUCAUUUUCAAAAUUUUCCACGCUUUCUUUCCUAAACUACAUUCUAUAG